AUGAUAGUCGUUCAAGACAGAGAUUCCUUAACAUCGGCGGUGAAAGGCCAUUGCGAGUUACUCCACAGGAAUACAGAGAGCUAUAUAGGGACCAUCGGGCUUGACCUCUUCGGUAACAUAGACCGCCGACUGCCAAGGCAAUACUUCUCAGAACAGAGUAUGUCAGCCAACGACGCAGCGCAGCAGCAGCGAAUGCAAACCACAGAUAACGAUGCAGAACAAGCCGUAUCUGGGCAAACAGACGAAGCGCAACGCUUUAUCUUUGAAGAUGUGAACACGGCUGAAGACGCCCACCUUGUCAUUGUGUCAACGGCGACGAAAGGAAAUCCGAUUACAGCCAAGAAUAUUAGCACUGGGUCUCGAACUUCAAAGUGGCUUGGUCAGAUGUCUGACGAAUCCCUACAGACGCUCUCGCAGAAUAAAAGAAACUAG
Pseudogymnoascus destructans is the source of this 432-nucleotide messenger RNA. RefSeq lists its product as uncharacterized. The transcript is spliced from 3 exons. Bases 1 to 432 code for a protein of 143 amino acids. NCBI's taxonomy places the organism in Eukaryota, Fungi, Ascomycota, Leotiomycetes, Thelebolales, Thelebolaceae. The record is from RefSeq and is a predicted model, not a curated record.